AGACGCAAACACGUGGGUCACGUGCUCCAGCAACCGCAGGCGAAGACAAGUCGCUGCUGUAGUUGUUGUUGUGGUGUCGCCGCCUCGCGCAGUGCCGCCGGUGUUCGUUAGCUGUCUCGCCCGCACGCGCACCGGACAUGUUCCUGCUCCGGGAUGUGCGCGUGGCUCUAAUGGCCGCCGCCGCCGCCUUCGGAGCCGCUGUGUUUAUGGCCAUAAACCUGUUCUAUAAGAGAAGAGUGUGGACACCGGAAGACUACUGCGCCUUCACCGAGGAGGAAGAGGAGCGCAGACAGAGGCAGGUCCUCGUACUCGGCUUAGACGGCGCUGGGAAAAGCAGCGUUCUACAGCAGCUAAACGGAGCAGCUAGCAAAAGAAAGUGCACCCCAACGCGUGGCUUCAACUUCAUCCGUCUCCACACGCCAGUCUGCGAAUUCGACUUCCUAGAAAUUGGAGGUAGCGAGGACUUGCGGGCAUACUGGGCUGAUUUCCUGAGCAGAGCACACGUUUUGUUGUACGUGGUAGACUCCUCAGACAGAAGCCGACUCCCGCUGGCUAAAGACGAACUUCACCGCCUUCUCAGCAUCGACACACGACUUCCAGUCGUAAUACUGGGAAACAAACAGGACAAGUUGGAUGCUGUGAGCGUGUCCGAGCUUCGAGACGCUCUCUUUCUAGGCUCGGUGGCGGAUCAGAGGAAGCUCUUCCUUCUGCAGCUCAGCUCUGUGGGAGAAUCAGAGUCCUGCAGUCUCCAGAACCUUCAAGAUCUGCUCGUCCAGCUAGAAUCCGAUCAUAACUAGCUCGAUCAGCUCAGCUAGAGUCCGUCAUAACUAGCAAAAGCAGAAGAGGAAAAUAUAGAACAUGAAACAAAGGAAAUUUGUGAUCUCUUCAGGGAAGGUUUUAAACUAACAAACAUUUAAUUUCCUUUCGCCUGAAAUGGACCUUGUUUGCUUUUUGAAUUUAACACUCCUGACCUAACAUGAUAUCAUGGGUAAUAAAAGGGUAAUUACAAAUAAAUAAAUCAAUGUGUAUUAGGGAUCUGUAGGAUAACGACGAAGUCUCAGGACGAAAAAGCUUGAUACAAUCAAAGGUGUUGUUGUGAGUUCUCGCUGAUUCUCAGCAGGAUUGCGAGGACUGAAAGUGACGCCAUUUUAUUGUUGCUUAAACAAUACUAUAAACUAUUAUAACAUGUGUAAUGAAUGUGUGGCAGACUGGGAAAACCCACUGGAUAUAUCUUGCUAUAUUCUGAAAAAACUCAGUCUUUCUACAUACUUUUAGCUCUACCGCGUUGUUAUGUUCCAUUCUAACGAUCACAAAUAUGGAUUCUACAAGAAACCCGUCACAUGACUGAAACAGAGAUACCUUCGUUUCACUGCAAUUCCAGCUAAACCUUGCUAGCUAUCUUCAAAGACCUCCCAUUCUGAAUUUCACGCUUCGUUAAUGUUUAGCGAUAGCUACGCUCAGACGUAAGCCUACGCAAUCUCUCAUGAAGUUUGUGAUGCUGCUAGAAAGAAGAUAAAAGGAGAUCAACGAUAGCGAAUCAAUCCGAAUUAAUGUUAGUGCGAACGGAGUUCAGUCCAGCGAUGAAUCGUUUGGAUUAGAGCGCUCAGAAGAAAAGCCUGUGAUUGGCUAGUGUUGUUCUGAUUGACAAGAGUUACUCUGUGAUGGGCGGGGCAUGGAAUGCAUGUACACCUAUGAUUGGUUAGUGUUGUUCUGAUUGACAAGGGAGAGUAUAUAAGCCUUUCCCCUAUCAUCUGGAUUAGAACUCAUACUAUUUCGUGUAAUAACACUUUUCUGUCGCACCAGGACUUUUUUUUUUCUCGUCAGUGUGAAAUUUAUUAGCGGUGCAGUUUUUAACGGAAGAUCAGUACGGAUGGAUGGAUGGUUCCAGCAGUAUCUUAGGCAAUAAGACAUGCAAUAAAUGUUAAAAAGUAAUAAAUUUAAAAUCUCGAUUGUUAAGGUGCACUGUGUACAGUGUGUAGUACGAUUCAGUAAGGAAUGUCCCAUUGUGUUUUGAGAUGUUUUUUUUCUUCUGUACAGUUUAAAAGUUAAUGUCAUGUUCCAGAGGGUUUUCCCAGGCCUCCACACACAUACCCGCAGUUCUACAUUUAUCCGUACGUUACGUGUCCACGUUCGGGAUACUAACGUCAUCCCGUGCGUAGUGUUUGGAAUGUUUUUUGGCGUACCUGCACGUGUGUAUUAGAGCUAGUUCACUUGUUUCUAUUCUGCACGAAAUGUGUUUUAACAGUCGAUACCUCAGAAACAUUUCGAUUCGUUACCUUAACGUCGUAUCAGGUUCGUAUGCAGUACGAAUACCGUGGAAGCUAUAAGGACUCAUUCGCCGCACAAGUCGACGUUGACGUUUACACUUCCAUGAGGAAAGUUCUACUGAUGACUCCGGUUAGAUGACUCCUCACGUUUUGUCACGUUUAUAGUGUUGUGUACAGUGUGUGUGUGUGUGUGUUGAAAGUUUGUCUAGAUGUAAAUAAUGUUGUUAAAGCAGAGGCAGUAUAUUUUGUGGAGAUUACAGUUCAUUAAAGAAAAAUAAAUAAUUAUCAUACAUGGCUAA
This is a messenger RNA of Tachysurus fulvidraco (yellow catfish), 2566 nucleotides long. It is a transcript of the gene arl10, whose product is annotated as ADP-ribosylation factor-like 10. The coding region runs from base 138 to 797 and encodes 219 amino acids. The transcript has 4 exons. Gene Ontology annotation, molecular function: GTPase activity; GTP binding. NCBI's taxonomy places the organism in Eukaryota, Metazoa, Chordata, Actinopteri, Siluriformes, Bagridae. The record is from RefSeq and is a predicted model, not a curated record.